This is a messenger RNA of Magnolia sinica, 5250 nucleotides long. Its product is annotated as structural maintenance of chromosomes flexible hinge domain-containing protein GMI1-like. NCBI's taxonomy places the organism in Eukaryota, Viridiplantae, Streptophyta, Magnoliopsida, Magnoliales, Magnoliaceae. The transcript has 38 exons. The record is from RefSeq and is a predicted model, not a curated record. The coding region runs from base 217 to 5097 and encodes 1626 amino acids.
ACUUCAUUUCCCUCGCUUUAGUUGUUCCUCCCAACUGCUUCUUCUCCCCUCCGCUCUUUCAAAACCCUUAAGAAUCCUUGAAAACCACCGCUUUCUCGCUGAUUCAUUUCCAUAGUCAACCUCCAAGACUCGGUGGAAAAUCUUCCAACUGGAACAUAUAGUAGGCUUAUUGCGCGCUGUUAUAAAGCCAACUCAGUCUUUUUGAAAAAUUGUUCUAUGGAGCUGGUAGAAAGGACUGAAACAUCAUAUAGCAGGCCUCGCAAAAGGUCUAUUGUAGAAUCCUCAGAUGAACAUGGAGAGGAGGUGUUCAAGUUCCGAAUUCUAUUGCCUAAUGGCGCCAUCACAGACUUGACUUUACAUGGACCUGGGGAGGAGAUGUUUGUUGAUGAAUUUGUUGAUGUUGUGAGAAUAGAGUUUGAGAGAUCUGCAAAAAGAACACCCGGAAUUAAGCGGAAGAUAGUGUGGGAUGGAGACGUUUAUCUUGAAGAUCUAUCAGAAAAUAAGAUCAGAAAGAGAAUCCAUUUUAACCGCUUUAAAAGCAAUAAGCUGCACACACUCAGACUGUUUGAUGGAGCUGAAGAUACCGUCGAUACUUUUCAGAACAUGUGGGAUUUAACACCCGAUACCGAUUUGUUAUCGGAGCUUCCUGCUGAAUAUACAUUUGAAACGGCUCUUGCUGAUUUAAUAGAUAAUUCAUUGCAGGCAGUAUGGUCUAAUACUCUGGGUGAUAGGAGAUUGGUGAGUGUGGCAGUAACAGAUCAAGGGAUUUCGAUUUUUGAUUCUGGCCCAGGAAUGGAUGGGAGUGAUGAGAAGUCUAUUGUGAAGUGGGGAAAGAUGGGUUCCUCAAAUCAUAGGUCUUCUAAAGGAUUAGCUAUAGGUGGAAAACCACCUUAUUUAAUGCCUUUAUUCGGUAUGUUUGGUUACGGAGGACCUAUUGCUUCAAUGCAUUUGGGAAGGUGUGCUUUAGUUUCUUCCAAGACAAAGGAGUCAAAGAAAGUCUAUACUCUAUAUCUUGAGCGGGAGGCUUUACUCAACAACUCUCGUUCCGAAUGCAUUUGGAGGGUAGAACUUUUUAGAUUGCUGAUUGUUUCUGGAAGGAUGUUGCCAUAUUCUAAUACGGAUGGUGGGAUACGGGAUCCUCUAGAAGAUGAAAUUCAGACAUCACCUCAUGGUAGCUUUACAAAGGUUGAAAUUUAUGAGCCAAAAUUAAGGUGCUUGGAAGAAUUUCAACUACAAUGUAGGCUGAAGGACAUCUAUUUUCCAUAUAUUCAGUGUGAUGAUCUCCACAUAACAGGGAAGACAACUACACCUAUUGAAUUUCAGGUGAAUGAUGUUAAUUUAGCGGAAAUUGAGGGUGGGGAGGUUGCGAUUACAAACUUGCUUUCUUGCAAUGGUCCAGAAUUUGUUUUGCAGCUUCAUUUUUAUAUUAAUCUUGAUACUACAUCUAAAACUACAAGUAAUCAAGGUUCGGGAUCAUACCGUCAAGCCAAUGCACGCUUGAAGUGUGUUUAUUUUCCCAUUGUUGAGGGAAAAGAAAGUAUCGAUCGGAUCUUGGAGAAGCUAGAAGCUGAAGGAUGCAGAAUUUUAGAAAAUUUUGACAACUUCUGUCGUGUAUCUAUUCGUCGAUUGGGCCGCUUACUUCCUGAUGCUCGAUGGGGAAGGCUUCCUUUUAUGGAACCAAGACGAAAGGUGGAUAAAGGCCAAGUAUUGAAGAGGUGUUGCUAUAGAGUUAAAUGUUUUGUGGAAACUGAUGCUGGUUUCUGUCCAACACGCUCGAAGACUGAUUUAGCACAUCACGAUCCUUUUACUACAGCCUUGAAGAACUUUGGCAAUAAAUCUCUUGGGAAAGACUCAGAGGCAAUUGUUAAAGUACACAAAGGCGGUAAGCCAUUGAGUGUUUUGCAACUGGAAAAGGAAUAUCAAGAUUGGAUCAUGCAGAUGCAUGAACAAUAUGAUCAGGAAAUAGACUCUGGUGAGGAUCAACCUGUUAUUGUUGUCAGCCCACGCAACAAAAAGGAGCUUGGUAUUUCUUCAGAUGUUGUAAGAGUGCAUCAGGCCAUAAGGAGGAAAGGGGCUUCUUGGAAAUCGGGUCAGAAGAUUAAAAUUCUUAAAGGGGCAGUUGGAUGCCAUAAGAAUAAUAUUUAUGCAACAUUAGAGUACAUCUUGAUUGAAGGUUUUCAAGGCGAUGUUGGUGGAGAAGCACGCCUCAUAUGCAGGCCACUCGGUUGCCCAGAUGAGAAAGGCUGCUUACUUGCAGUGAAUGGUGAAAAUGCCAGUUUAGACAUUCGCAAGUCUAUAUCUUUCCCCAUUAGUGUUAUUGAUUCUGGGAAGUGUCAGGCGAUAGAUACUGCUACCUGGAAGUACCAACUUGAGAAGCGGCAUGAAAAGGCCCCUUCCACUAUUGACAUAUUAAAUAUCCAGCAGUGUCGCCAAUUAGAGAUCGAUGGGGCUCUCCCAGUAGGUGCCUCUGUUUCCGCUGGUCUUGCUCCUCCGAAUGAAAUUGUUGCUGUUGUUAGGCCUUUUAAUUUUGUUAGUUCUAGCUCCUCCAAAGAUCUUGAUCCAAAGUACAUUGUCAAGGACGAUCUUGAGAUGUCAAUGGAAGUAAAAUGUAUUGAUGGAAGUAAAGAUAAUAAUGAGUGUGAACCUGUUUGUGCUGAACGUGUUAAACCUUCAUCUCGUAGUGGGUUAAGCGGUUUAUAUAUUUUUCCUUUAGGAUGCAAAUUCCCAAGUCUCUUUCGUAAAGCUGGCAUCUAUAAGUUUUCUUUCUCUAUCUGUACAGGUUCGAGUUGUAAACCUUUGGAGAUGCAAGUUGUUGUCACACCAUGUUCUAUACCUAGGAAGUGGGGAAUUUUAUGUGAUAAACAGGGUCCAUUCGCUGAUGGAAAGCCACUUACUGUAAGGGUUGGUUCAUCUUUUCCGCAUCUGUCUAUUGCAUGCUACGAUAAGUAUUACAACCGGAUGCCAUUCGAGAGUACUCCUGAAGUGAAAGUCAAAAUAAUGGCUGGAGGAAGCACACUUGUUUGUGUCAAAGAAAUGAUGGUGGAUCUUUCCAUAAAUAAAAUGACUCUGCAAGUUACAGAUAUGCUGAUUGAAAGUAGUAACUUAGACCUGAUUCGGCCACAAUAUAAAGCAACCUUGGAGAUUUGCUCAGGGGAUGAGUUAUUCCCAGUAUCUGUUCCUUGUCAAGUCAAUCCUGGACAUCCUCAUCAUCUUAAGAUGACACGGUCCCCAAAAUUAGAGAACUCUUUGAUCCCUGGUCAUGUGAUCGACAAGCUUAUAUUAGAGCUAUUUGAUGCUUAUGACAAUCAUGUUGCGAAAGGGGUAGAAGUACGCGUAGAGGUGGAGGGAUUUUGUUUUCAAGGGCGUGAUGGUUGGAUGCAUAAGGUGGAUGAUCAUGGAUGUGUUAACCUUAGUGGGCUUCUAAAAGUCACUGGCGGCUACGGUACCAGUGUGCAUCUUUCUGUUUCAUUUGGUGGGAAAAUAUUAUUGAAGGAAGAGUUUCAAAUUGCUAAAAGAGAGUUGAGAAUGGUGUCUCAGGUACCUAGCCAUUGCAUUGCUGCUUCCCAGCUUGAAAAUAUUGUCUUUGAAGUUUUUGAUUCCGAGGGCAGAGUUGAUGAAGGGAUACAUGAUGAACCAACACAUGAUCAAUUUCAUGCACUUACAUUAACAUCAGAAUCAUCGCAAAUCGACAGCACAAUUCGGUAUACUUUCCGACGUGGGAAGUGCACCGUGCCUUCAAUUCCUGUUCCUCGAGAAGAAGGGGACUUCCAGUUUGUGGCUUCCCAUUCUCAUCACCCAGUGCUUCGAACUAGUGUUAAGAUUUUAGUUAUUCGGGCCCCGAAAUUGGAGCUGGCCACCCUAACUGAGCCAAGCACUCCCAUAGUCCAUUCUCAAUGUUCCGAUGGAAGGAUGUUGCUUCUCCAAGAUACAUAUGUCUUUGAUCCUAAGCAUGCACAUGCCUUGGUGGCAUCUCUCUUUGAAGAUGGGAAGAAACUUGAUAGAGGUCUUGCUAAAGUUGGGGUACAGAUUGGAAGCAUUGAAAACAAGCUGAAACUGCUCAAUGAUCGGAAGACAGCAAUUGCACGAGAAAUAUAUGAUUUGGAAGUUUUGAUGGAGCCUCUAUCCUUCAGUCCAUUUGACCAUGUGAUGGAUGCAAAAGACCUAGUAGUGAAAAGGAUUGAAGGCAAAGGUGAUGACGUUGUUGCUGUAUUCUGUAAUUUAUUAAAGACCAUUCAGAUUCGAGAACCAGAAAAACAGUAUGUGCAAGAUGUAAUCGGCGUUGUCGCUCUUCUUGGAACAGUAAACAGCUAUAGACUUAGUAGGAUAUUUGCAGAAUAUUUGGGUGAAGAUUAUAUGCUUGCGGUAGUCUGCAAGUCCAAUGAAGCUGUAAGUGCUUUAGAAAAGUAUGUUGAGAAAGGAGAAAUAGACUGGAGCUGUUCACUUCAUGAAGCAGCAUCCGCCUCGGAGAAAACUAUAAAUGGCCGGUUUCGUGUUAUAUGUCUGGAAGACAUAAGGCCGUACAGUGGAGACAUUACAGGCAAUGAUCGCCAAAGGAAACUGGCCUUGCCAGUUCCACUGUUACCAUCUGGGAGGACACCACAUGGAUUCCUAGGUUAUGCAGUUAAUAUGAUCAAUCUAAACAUGAAUAUGCAUAUUACGACUGCUGCUGGCUAUGGGCUUCGGGAAACCUUAUUCUAUCUUCUUUUUGGUGAGGUCCAAGUUUAUGAAACAAGGGCAGACAUGCAAGAGGCCAAUGCUUGUAUAAAGUCUGGGGCCAUCUCUUUGGACGGUGGAAUUAAGAGAGGAAAUGGCAUCCUUGUUGUCCUAGGAAAUUGUGAUCCAGAAAUCAGAUUUCCAGUUGAGCCAGAAGUUCUACGGUCCUCUCAGCACACCUUGGAUGUUGUAAAGAAGAUAACUGACAAGAAAGCUGAGAUGGAAGCCCUAAGUGCAGAAAUAUUGAAAGAGACAAACGCCCUUGCCAAAGCCCGCCACAAAUUUGGAAAGCGAAGAGAGCAGCUGUGCAAAUUUAUGGAAGAGAAGGCACCCUUCAUAAAGGAGGUUAUGGAGUCUAGAAAGCAACUUAUAGCUGAAAACUAGGAAAUGCAUUUUGCCGUAAAUAUGUAUGUUUUGUACAGUUCUGUUGCUUUUGAAUCUGGUGGUGGUUGCAUAAUUUCUGUAUAUAUUAUGGGAUUCUGAUUUUAUAAAAUGAAAACAGGAAGUCUCAACAUGCAUGCCACCUUUUGGAUACUU